AUGAGUAGCUCCUUCAGCUUCAAACUCUUCCCUGUUUGGCUGGAUGACAUCAUUGGCAGGAAGGAUCAGCCCUUGAUUGGGAGCUUGGAAAACUACUACCACUUUCACCACAGCAAGACAUUUAAGCGCUCGACGCUGAGCAGCCGGGGACCGCACAACUUCCUCCGCAUGGACCCCAAGUGGGUGAUGCUGGGUUCUGUGCCCAUGGGUGAUGCCGGGCUCUGUGCCCAGGGCGAUGCUGACCCAUGGCUCUGCUUGCAGGUGGACUGGCUGCAGCAGCAGGAGGUGAAGCGGCGGGUGAAGAGGCAGGUCCGAGGGGAGCCGCACGCCCUGCCCUUCAACGACCCGGUGUGGCCCAACAUGUGGUACCUGCACUGCGGCGAUAAAAGCAGUCGCUGCAGGUCGGAGAUGAAUGUCCUGGCAGCCUGGCAGAGGGGCUACACCGGCAAAAAUGUGGUGGUCACCAUCCUCGAUGACGGCAUAGAAAGGAACCACCCUGAUCUCCUGCAAAACUAUGAUCCCCUUGCAAGCUACGAUGUCAACGGGAAUGACCACGACCCGACUCCGCGCUACGAUGCCAGCAAUGAGAAUAAGCACGGCACUCGCUGCGCGGGGGAAGUGGCGGCGGCGGCGAACAACUCGUACUGCAUCGUGGGCAUUGCCUACAACGCACGCAUCGGAGGCAUUCGUAUGUUAGAUGGCGAUGUAACAGAUGUUGUUGAAGCGAAGUCGCUUGGCAUCAGACCCGAUUACAUUGACAUUUACAGCGCGAGCUGGGGGCCAGAUGAUGAUGGGAAGACAGUUGAUGGACCUGGUCUAUUGGCCAAACAGGCUUUUGAGCAUGGCAUUAAAAAGGGCCGCAGGGGCUUGGGCUCCAUUUUCGUCUGGGCGUCGGGGAACGGCGGCAGAGAGGGCGAUUACUGCUCCUGUGACGGCUACACCAACAGCAUCUACACCAUCUCCAUCAGCAGCACCACCGAGAAUGGGUACAAGCCCUGGUACCUGGAGGAGUGUGCCUCCACCCUCGCCACCACCUACAGCAGCGGGGCUUUUUACGAGCGGAAAAUAGUCACCACGGACCUCCGGCACCGCUGCACGGACGGCCACACCGGCACCUCCGUGUCCGCCCCCAUGGUAGCGGGCAUCAUCGCCUUGGCUUUGGAGGCAAACCCCCUGCUCACCUGGAGGGAUGUCCAGCAUCUGCUGGUCAAAACCUCACGGCCGAUGCACCUGCGAGCAGCCGACUGGAAGACCAACGGCGCGGGGCAUAAAGUUAGCCAUCUAUAUGGCUUUGGUCUGGUGGAUGCAGACGCUAUUGUGGUGGAAGCCAAGAAGUGGAAGGCAGUUCCUCCCCAGCACGUCUGCGUGGGAAGCCUGGACAGGGUGCCCAAGUACAUCAGGGCCGACCACGUGCUGCGCGCCAGCACCCUCAGCAGCGCCUGUGCCGAGCACCACGACCAGCACGUGCUCUACCUGGAGCACGUCGUGGUGCGGCUCAGCAUCUCGCACCCGCGCCGGGGCGACCUCCAGAUCAGCCUCGUCUCUCCGGCAGGGACCAGGUCACAGCUCCUUGCCAGGAGAGUGUUCGACCACUCCAACGAGGGGUUCAAGGGCUGGGAAUUCAUGACCGUCCACUGCUGGGGGGAGCGGGCGGCAGGGGAGUGGACCCUGGAGAUCCACGACACGCCAUCCCAAGUGCGCAAUCCCGCAGUGCAAGGGAAGCUGAAGGAGUGGAGCCUCCUCUUCUAUGGGACAGCCGAGCACCCCUACACCACGCUAGGCGGCCCCCAGUCCCGUGGGAGGACGCUGGAGGUGCCAGCAUCGGAGAUGGAGCCGUCGAGAGCUGCCUUCCUGCAGAGCCAGGUGGAGGUGGUGGAGGAGGAGGAGGAGUACGCGGGUCCUUGCCACCCUGAGUGCGGUGACCAGGGCUGCGAUGGCCCCAACGCUGACCAGUGCUUGAACUGCAUCCACUACAGCCUGGGCAGCAUGAAAACCAGCAGGAUGUGUGUGAGCUCGUGCCCCGCGGGGUUUUUCGGUGACAAAGGUGCCCGGAGGUGCCGCCGGUGCUACAAGGGCUGCGAGCGCUGCGUCGGGAGGGGACCGACCCAGUGCACGGCGUGCAAGCGGAGCCUCUACCAUCACCAGGAGAUGAGCACCUGCGUGGUGCUGUGUCCACCUGGGUUUUACACCGAGGAACGUCAGAAACGCUGUCUGAAAUGUCAUCAAAGCUGUAAAAAAUGUGUCGGCGAAGCAGACAAAUGUACUGCAUGCAAAGAUGGAUUCAGCCUGGCAGGAGAGAGCUGCGUGCCGGAGUGCCAGCCUGCCAUGUACCUCAGCCAGGAGCCCCGGCGGUGUGAGACCUGCCCCGACGGCACAGGGCGGAGCGAGGAGGACUGCGCACCCUGUGCCCCCGAGGCCCCCACGCCCCACUGGCACUGCGUCCCCGCCUGCCGUGAAGGCUUCUACGCCGCUGACAGCCACGGGCUGCCCAACAAAGUCUGCAAGAGGUGCGAUGACCACUGCUCAGCCUGCGAGGGCUCCAGUGGAAACUGCCUCAAGUGUAAAGAAGGUUUCAGCCUCCUCGGCGGCUCCUGUGUAACAAAUGAAACCUGCACCAAUGCUGACAAGACUUUCUGUGAGAUGGUGAAAUCAAACAAGCUCUGUGAAAAGAAGCUGUUUGUGCAGUUCUGCUGUCAGACGUGUCUUAUGGCUGGGUAA
Molecule: messenger RNA, 2718 nt
Organism: Nipponia nippon (crested ibis)
Lineage: Eukaryota; Metazoa; Chordata; Aves; Pelecaniformes; Threskiornithidae
Source: RefSeq, a predicted model, not a curated record